Aureobasidium vineae is the source of this 1509-nucleotide messenger RNA. NCBI's taxonomy places the organism in Eukaryota, Fungi, Ascomycota, Dothideomycetes, Dothideales, Saccotheciaceae. The record is from the annotation of a GenBank genome assembly.
AUGACACGGCUACGGCUGGUCGGGUGGCUGCUGCUCACACCAGGACUGAGCGAGCAGGCAUUGAUAUGCACCAGAUGCGCCAGGACGCUGGGACAGAAGCAAACCAUCACACAACGACUGGCCACAUCGGCAGCCUUCACAUCAAGGCGGCACAUCUCGACAUCACGGUCCGUCAGGCAGACGGCGCAAGAGUUGGAUGGACGAUAUUUCAUAGCCAAUGGCGCCGAGGCGAGGAUGGCUGGCAUGCGCUCCAAAUGGACAGAGGCCACCAAGGUAGAGCGACAGAAGCAAUCACAAGCAGAGAGUGUCACGACCGAGCAGCGACCACUCGAUACACCCUCACCACGUCCGCGGCGGCGAAGACAGUCUGGCACUGAUGGCAUUGUGCCAGAGCUACCGCCCGAUGCCUCGAGUGCUCUGUCUAGUAUUGCUGCUCAGGCCGCCCCUACCUCUCUGCGCCGUCGCAUGGCCACAUAUCUCUCCCUCACCAAGCCGCGCCUGGCUUUCCUCGUCGUCCUCACCACCACCGCCUCAUACUCGCUGUACCCAAUACCCUCGCUGCUCUCUACCGCAGCCACUCAUACUCCCUCGCUGAGCAGCUUGACCCUGCUGUUCCUUACCACCGGCACAUUCAGCACAAUCGCAUGCGCCAACACACUGAACAUGCUGUUCGAGACCAACCACGAUGCCAAGAUGACCCGCACACGCAACAGACCACUGGUGAGGAGACUGGUGAGCCCUCGUGCUGCUGUACUGUUCGCUCUGGCCGCCGGUGCCACCGGUACUGCAAUCUUAUGGUACGGCGUCAACCCGACCACCGCCAUGCUAGGCGCCGCCAAUGCAGUACUAUACGCCUGCAUAUACACCNCCCUCAAGCGCAUCCACCCCGUCAACACCUGGAUCGGCGCCAUCGUCGGCGGCAUCCCACCACUAAUGGGCUGGUGCGCCGCCGGCGGCUACUACAUCACCUCCUCAUCACCACAAUCCCUCGCCGACGAAGCCUCUGCACUGCUCUUCAGCCCAGCAUCCGCAGGCGGCUGGCUCCUCGCCGCUCUCCUCUUUGCAUGGCAGUUCCCGCACUUUAACGCCCUUUCCCACCCUAUCCGCCACGAAUACUUUGCUGCCGGCUACCGUAUGCUGGUCUCCCUGAACCCGCGCAUGAAUACCCGCGUCGCAUUGCGCUAUUCCCUGCUCAUGUUUCCCAUCUGUAUUGGAUUGAGCUACGUCAAUGUCACAGACCGCUACUUUGUCAUUACUUCAUCGGCAAUCAAUGGCUGGAUGGCAUACGAAGCUUUCCGCUUCUGGCGCAGUGGAGGUGGAGAAACAAAGACUGCGGUUUUGACGGCUAGAGGCUUGUUCUGGGCGUCUGUCUGGCAUUUGCCGCUGGUUCUUGUGCUGGCUAUGACGCAUAAAAAGGGGCUUUGGGAUGGUGUUGCCAGGGGUGUCAAGGGUAUGUUGGGAUACCCUGACGAAGAGGAUGAGUGGGAGUGGGUGGAUGAGGAUGAGUAG